CACUGGUGUUUGUCGAUCAGUCGAUGACCUGGAGAGCUGCUCAGAGUUACUGCAGACAGAAUCACAUUGAUCUGGUCAGUGUGAGGAACCAGAAUGAGAAUCAACAGCUGGAGAAGUUUAUUAAUGAGAGUAAGAAAUCUGGAUCUUCAGUCUGGAUCGGUCUGUUCAGUGACCCAUGGCAGUGGUCAGAUCAGAGCAACUCCUCAUUCAGAUACUGGGCAGAUAAUUUUAUAGAUCUAGCAGACUGUGCAGUGAUUCAACCAAACAAACAGCGACGAUGGGGUGACUACAAUAAUGUUUACCAUCAGUAUGCUUUUGUGUGUCAUGAAGAUAAACUGAUUGUGAUCCAGCAGAAUCUGUCGUGGUCUGAAGCUCUGAGAUACUGCAGACAGAAUCAUGUGGAUCUGGUCUCGGUUCAGUCAGUGGAGAUGCAGCGUUGUGUGAUGAACGUGGUUAAACUGGCGUCUACUGAGGCGGUGUGGUUGGGUUUACGUCACUCCUGCGCUUUGGGCAUCUGGUUCUGGGUGAGUGGAGAGACCGUAUGCUAUCAGAACUGGGCUCCAGGGAACGGCACAUCAGAGGAGGACUGUGAGCCCACAGUGAGAUCUGGAGCAGUUCAGUCUGGAGGAAAUCAGACCUGGAUCAGCCGUCCUGAAACUGACAGACUCAACUUCAUCUGCAGCAGAUAUGAGUGAAUAAAUAUAGUAUCUGUCAUUUAAGAUAACAAAUGUGUGAUCACUAUUUGUUUUUAUCCUCUUUUGUCUGCUUGUUUAAAAUACAUACUUUAACAUAUCUUGUAGUUGUUCUAUCCUGUAGUUAUUAAGUUCAUGUUUAAUUCAAACAUUUUCUUCAGCAAAUAAUUAUUGAGCUCAUUUAAAGUGGGCCUGUUUUGCAGUUUUUUUAUUCAUCAGUAUGAUUUGUUUGUGUUUGUCCAUUUUAAAAGCCUCAGCUUAAUUAGCAAUACUUUCAAUAUAUACUUUGUUAUAAAUUAUAAAUGUAUGAUAUAUGCAUACUGUUAGGAAUGGGUUUAUAUCCACAGCGGUUCGAAAUGUAGUUCUGCUGAAUGACUAAGAAGUUAUUAGUAUGAUGGAGAAAAACUACAUUUCUAUUCUUACCAUUCUUCUGCAAUCUUGUUGUAGAGAAACUGCACAGAAGGACUUACUUCAAACAUUAAAGAUAAUAACAAAGUUAGGUGACAAGAACUUAAAGUACUUAAAAAAACUGUUA
Molecule: messenger RNA, 1227 nt
Organism: Danio rerio (zebrafish)
Lineage: Eukaryota; Metazoa; Chordata; Actinopteri; Cypriniformes; Danionidae
Source: RefSeq, a predicted model, not a curated record